Messenger RNA from Phasianus colchicus (ring-necked pheasant), 3638 nucleotides. RefSeq names its product leucine rich repeats and IQ motif containing 4 (gene LRRIQ4). The record is from RefSeq and is a predicted model, not a curated record. Lineage: Eukaryota; Metazoa; Chordata; Aves; Galliformes; Phasianidae. Gene Ontology annotation, molecular function: protein binding.
AUUUGGCAUUUUGGGGUUCUGGAUUCAAAGUCACAGUCACACUGUAUGUAUUGCAGAUGUUGAUGUCAAGGAAUGUAAGCAGCUUUUGCAGGGGUACAACUGACAGUAGUAAGAAUUACAGAUGGCUGAGUCUCAGCAGAGCACAGAGGUCAGGACAAAGGACACUCAUUACCCUAACAGUGACCCCAUUGGUUUUGAAGAUAAUCACGUUGUGACUGCACAAGAACAACCAAUGAAUGAAGUACCAGAGAAUGAAGCUCUGAUUCCCAGGAAUGCCACAGACAGGAUUUUUUUUAUUGAUUUAGCCAACAAGCAUCUGCAAAUCAUCCCACCUGAGGUCUUCAGUCUAGAGCAUCUGGAAGAGCUGCAUAUGGAGAAGAACCUGAUAGUAAACAUCCCAAAAGAAAUAAAACUCCUGAAGAACAUGAAGGUUCUCUACUUGGAUCACAAUCACAUACGGAACAUAUGUGAAGAGCUGGGGAUGUUGAAAAGUAUUCUGAGCUUAGACUUAAGUAACAACCCCCUCUCUUACAGUUCUCUGCUGGUAAUCAGCAACUUGCAGUCCCUUCACCAGCUCAGGCUCUAUCAAAUAAACUUGCAUGAAAUCCCAGUGCAGAUCUGCAAAUACCUCCAUCUUAUUGAACUUCUUGGGCUUUCUGACAAUAAUCUACAGUGUCUGCCAAAAGAAAUAGUGAACCUGAAAAAACUCAAGGAAAUAUACCUCAAAAACAAUAGAUUUGAAAAAUUUCCCAUCGAGCUUUGUAGAAUUGUUAGUUUAGAAAUAAUAGAUCUGGAACAAAAUCUAAUCGGUCACAUCCCAGAAGAGAUAGGCUUCUUGACAAACUUAGUUAAGCUAUUUUUAGCUUUUAAUAACUUAUCUUCCAGUCCUCCUACGCUGCAACACUGCCAGAAGCUGGCGGUGCUGGAUCUGUCUCAUAAUCCCCUGCAAAAGCUUCCCCCAGUUUUGAACAAUCUCACUGAAAAGAGAGAACUCAGCCUGUCUGAUAACAGCCUGGAGGAGCUGCCAGCCCAGACAGGCUCUUGGACAUCACUUAGCCAUGUUUAUCUGAGGAACACCGGACUGCACAGAGCACACAUGUCCUUCACCAGCCUAACCAGUGUCAGGGUACUCGAUCUGAGUGAAAAUUGCUUUGAUGAAAUUCCUAAAGAAAUAUGCUCCAUGAAAAAACUGGAAAUAUUGAACCUGGAUGACAAUCAAAUACAGGAGAUACCUGCAGAAAUACAAGAACUAACAAAUUUAAAAUGCCUCAGCCUGUCCAAAAAUCAAUUCAGCAACUUUCCAGUGGAAAUCUUUCUCGUGGAGUCAUUAGAGAAAUUGUAUCUGGGACAAAAUAAAGGAGUUAAACUGACAAGUCUGCCAGAAGAUAUCAUCAAAUUGCAGAAUCUGAAAGAACUGCAUAUAGAGAAUAACUGUCUGGAGUACCUGCCCAAAGCUAUUGGCUCACUGACCCACUUGAGAAUACUUGACUGUCACAACAACCUCCUCAAGAAGCUCCCAGAGUCUCUAGGCCAAAUGCAAGGUUUGCAGAAACUGCUCCUUCAAAACAAUCAGCUGUCCAGGCUGCCUGAGGAUUUGAACAGCCUGACGCAGCUGCAGGUGAUCCUUGUGGAUGGGAACCCUAUGACAGACCCUCCCACUGAAGUGUGCUGUCAGGGGACAUCUGCUAUCCUGCAGUACUUAUGGCAAAAAAGACAUAAAAAAGCCAAGGCUUCAAAGAUCCGAAAUAUGUGGCAAGGGCUGCUUACAAAGAAGGGGAUCAGACCUUUCUUGGCAUUUAAAAGUAUGACAAACAAAAAAAACGAAAAGAAAGGAAAAGAAAAGGGAAAACAGAAGUCUGGAAAAGAAGCAAAAGCCAAAAAGUGACUCUUGUGCAGUAAGCCGAACAGAACCCUGUCAGCUGCAAGAAGAGCCGGUGUGAGCAGAGAGAAGUGAGUACAAAACAAACAGCAUUAAAGCAUUUGCAUCAGUGGAUAUUCUAAUGAAAACUGGUGAUUUUUUUAGGGUUGUUUCUGUGCUUUCAGCUACUCCAGCUGAAUAAGGCAGAUUCUGAAACAGUCCGGGAUUUCUCAUCCUGAAUGGACGUUAUCUUGAAGCACGGAGGCAGAUGAUUAACUGGAAAUUAAUCUCAUCUGUAGGAACCUGGUGCGAUUAACUGUUUGUUGUUAUGAAUUCCAAGUAUUUUACAUCCUUAGAAAUUUGUUUUCCAGUUGGUGAGGUUCGUCCAUAUCUAGACUAUAAACCACACCUGUAGCCUCAUGCAUACUGGCACUUAUUUACUGUCUUUUAUGUUUAUAAAUAAUACCUUGUUUGGAAACAUGGAGGAGGAUUCCCAGCAGUCAGAACAUACCCACACCUGCCACAAUCUGCACAACAGGAGUGAAAAGAGCUGUUUCCAAGUAUCUCCAAGUAUCUCCACUCUUCUGCAAAAAUGUUCCCUAAUGUUUUGACAAUCUGUAGUUACAGAGUUUUGAAUGACUGCAAGCUGUCAAAUCCUUAGUGCUGUAGCUCAUCUCUGAGAUGGCUUGGUUACAGUUUGUAAAAUGUCCGUGUACAACAGGUUGAUUUGAAAACUGCGAGUUUGCAAAACGCAGCAUUUCACAAUGGCUCUGCAUCCUGACAUGUAAGAACACUGUCACAAUGCACCUAAAGCACAGAGCUAAACUAGGACAAGCCACUGUGCAGAUUCAAAAUGCACAAGUGGGAGAGAGCAGGUCUCUCUACUUAAACUGGCAGAACUUCAGACCUGCUCUCCCUGCCCAUGCCUGAGCUCCCCCAGAGAACGAGAAGCUGGUGGCACCCCAAAGAAGGAGGUGAAGGAAGGUUCACUGAGAUUCAACUCUCCCAAGAGCUCCACCUCCAGGUCACGUUCUUCUGAGCUACAUCUGCAUCCAGGGUGCAGAUCUUAUUUCUGGUUUGCUCUUGAAUCUGUUGUCACAGAAAUCUCACUAAUAUGCUUCUUGGUAGGAGAGAACUGGGGACUAUUAUGUGCAGAAAGGUGGGAUUGCUCAGUUUUGGCUUUCCAUCUCACUAGGAAACUGGUGCUGCUUUGACAGCAGAGGCUACUGAGGAGGAAAACAUUGGAAGGGGCACCUCUGGGAAGAUUGACAGACAGGAUAAUCAAAAUGAUUUAGUAAAAGAUUUUUGUGGCAGAACAGGCAUGGCAGAUUCAUGAGUGGGCAAAGGACUGGGAAGGGAAUUUAAAAAAGCGAGUGGAGAGACUGCAAACAGUACAUCCUUCCUGUGCCCUGGAAAUGAGAAUGAGGAGCCCAAGAGAGACAUCAUAAUCAAACUAACAGUGAAGUCCAUCUGAAUUAGAGAGGUUCAAGUGAGAGAGGAGUGAUUCACAAAGAUUCCCAUAGAACACACAGAGGAUCGCUUCUCCAGAUGGACCAAAGGCAAAUUUGAGAAGGAAAGUCUCAUUAAGACAAGUGAUUGAAAGAGAAGGUUGGUGUGCUGCUGUGAAACAGAGGUGACAGUGUUUCCACAUUAAAAUAACUCUCCUGCCUUGAAUAACAGUUUGAAAGGCUCCUUUGUUAGCUCUGUAUGAAACAGGGGCUCUUUGCUUCACUUUAGGGGUUGAGAAAAUCUGUAGAAAAUAACCAAUCCCACUUUGCAG